AUGAGCGUGCCCCAUCCUCUGGACGAGAUAGUUAUGCGCAAGAUGCCUGAUGGCAGCGUGGUUACCAGGGCUCAUUUGGCCGCAGCCAGUCAUCUUCAGGGAGGCGCUGUACCCGACCACCUCAUAUCGCUCGAUGAUCCAAGGGAGCUAGGCGAUUUCAUGACUCGCUUAUACAAGAUGUCCGGUAUCCCCGAUUACCUCGACGAAGCUAUAGCAGCGACGCAGAACGCUGUCAGAUCUGAGCCAGGGCUUGGGGACCCAGCACUCUUCUCUUCUCUAGUCGAGAGACUUGGUGACCGGUACGAUAUCAACAACGACUUGAAGGAUCUCGAGAGUAUGAUCUGGGCAACCCGGCGUGCGAUCCUGUUUACCGCUGACACCGAUCAGGCUAAACGGGCAGAACGGCUUCACGAUCUCGGUACCUACCAUAUGCGGCAUCUCGCAAUAUGCCACUCGCAGGACGAGCUUGAACAGGCUAUACUUGCCUUUUACUGUGCAUGCCAGCUGGCGGCCAAUGACCACGAGAGCCAGUUUCGGCCUUUCUUCUUCUUCCACUACGGCGUCGCCUUGACGGACCGCUUCAAUCGCACUGGUCAGCGGCACGACCUCGAUGCUGGCAUCUCUGCACAACGCCACGCAAUCAGUAUCAUGCCCGACGGUCAUCACCGAAAGCCUUCGACGCUGGUUGAACUCGCGCAACGACUGUUCUCUCGAUUCAAGCUUAUAGGCGCCCAACUCGACUUCGACGAGGCGGCUGCCUAUUAUGGCCGUGCUAUAGUACUCACGCCCGACGAUGGCCCUCGAAAGUUGUCCUUAUUAGACAACCUCGGCAAGCGCCUGGCUACUCACGUUGCCGAGACCGGUCAUCGAGGAUACAUGGAUGCCGCGAUAUUCGUACGCGGUCGCGCAGUCGCGCUCACUCCCAUCAAGAACUCUGAGCGCGUGACUCGGUUGGAUCACCUUUGCGAGUCUUUGAGCGUUCGUUUUGAGCGGGACGGGGAUCUUCGAGAUAUAGAUGCCAGGGUUUCAGUGCUUCGUCACAUCACCAAACUCAUUCCCGAAGAUCACCCGGAUCGGUAUAGGCAUCGCAUGAACGAGGGCACCGCGUUGACCCGUCGUUUCGAAUGCACUGGCGCACUUCCGGACAUCGAAGAGGCAAUCCGAGCCCAUCGUGUAGCGUCGAUGUUCAUGAAGGAUGACCAACCGGAGAAGCCCUAUGCUCUCAUGCAUUUUGGAACAUCGCUGUGCAUACGCUACAAGCGCACCGGGGAGUCGUUGGACAUUGACACCGCUGUUUUGGUACAGCGGCGCGCACUCAGCCUCGUACCUGCCGGUCACCCUCAUCGUGCUGUCUUUCUCAACAACCUUGGCGCCUCUUUAACGAUCCGUUUCGGUAACACAUACCGGCUCUACGAUAUCGAGGCUGCGAUCUCGGUGAACCGCGAGGCGGUGGAGAUCACACCUGACGGCGAUCCCUACAAACCACAUCGACUGAUGAACCUCAGCAGUGCCUUGCGAUCUCGUGCCCUCUUGACAGGGUCUUCAGAGCCGCGCGACUCUGAAGAGUCUAUGUCUGCACUUCGUCUGGCGGGUGAGCUCACACCCGAAGACCAUUAUGUCAAGCGAGCGGUCUACAACAACUCUGCUGGCGGGCUUAUAGACAGAUACAAGGCUACAAACAACAUCGACGAUCUCACACAGGCAAUCUCCAUGUCUAACCUCGCACUGGACCUGGCGCCAGACCAUGAUCCUGCCAAAUCGCAGUUCUUGUCUGUUCUCAGUCGUGCUCGGUACGAGAUGUUCAAGCGCAGCCCAAGUCAAAUGACGUUCGACGAAGUCGUAUAUUCACUCUCGCGAGCAUCUUCUCAUGGGGAUGGCAAUCCCUUUGGUCGGUUCGCUAUGGCGAAGGCAUGUGUAGAGAUGUUCCACAGGUAUCCGACCUUCGAGUCUCCCAAUGGUUCCCUGGAGAACCUGUUGUCGGCGCAUGCCCUCGUCAUGGACCGUCUUCCUGAGGUUGUCUGGUUUGGAUAUAGCGUAAACCGACGUUAUCAAGAGGCCUCGAAAGGGAAGGACGACGUGAAUGCUGCAGUAUCCGACGCGAUUCGUGCAGGAGCCCUGUUGCGAGCAAUGGAGUGGCUCGAGGCGGGACGAUCAUUCGUCUGGUCACAGAUCUUGUCCUUGCGCACGCCUCUCGAUGACUUGGAGAAGCAUCAGCCGGAGCUUGCACAGGCCUUCGUUGCUGCCCAGCGUGAGCUCCGACACCCUUCUGAGUUAGCAGGGGUCUUCGGCAGCGGCCACAAACCGCCCGCUAACAUUGAACUCGUUGGCACGAUCUUAUUCGCCAUGGGUGGAUUCAUGGACGCCCUUUUCCGGGACAGUGCGGAGGAAGUUCAUCGAGGACGGGUCGUGGAGUACGAGGUUCUCCUCGGGAAGAUUCGCGCUUGCCCGGGAUUCGAAAACUUCCUGCGUCCAACACCUCUCAAGGGGUUGUCAUCUCACCUCACAUCCGGCCCUGUGAUAUUCAUCAACGUGCAUUCAAGCCGCUGCGAUGCGCUCAUCCUCUCCGGUAAUCGAGAGGUUGGACACGUACCUCUUCCGCGCCUCACUGAGAGGCUGGCAAGCGGAUUGUUCAGAGUGUGGGCGUUCCGAACCAAUCUUCAUAAUCACUCCGCUCGAACUCGAGGAUCCAUCUCCUCGCUCUUGACGCGCGGGUCCUUGGCUCCAAGCCCAUUCGUUCGCAUGCUGGAGGUACUAUGGACCGCUGUGGUGGAACCCAUCCUACAAAGCUUGGACCUCGUUUCCAUGUGUAAUGGCGAUCUUCUGCCGCAUAUCACUUGGUGUCCGACGGGGCCACUGGCUCACCUUCCUUUACAUGCGGCUGGAAUCUACACGGAUCCCGAGGGCCCGCGUGCCUACGACUUUGUCGUGUCUUCGUAUACGCCAUCCCUCGCCGCGUACACACGCAGUCGCGAGAGUCUUGACAAGGAGUGUUCAGUAAGGCUGAGGCCUAGUUUGCUCGCCGUGACACAGCCAGCGACACCGGGCCAUAGCCCUCUUCCCGGAAUCGCGGAGGAAGUCUCACGCCUCAAGGAAGUCCUCUCCCAGUCCGCGAUCGGCACCGAGAUCCUCGACGAUGAAGACGCUACAGUGGAGGCAGUCCGGGAUGCCGUGAAUAAGUACCCCUGGGUACACUUCGCUUGCCACGGCACGCAGGACCAGAGCGAUGCCAGCCAGAGCGCCUUCAUACUCCACGAUGGCCCGCUCACGCUGUCCAAACUCAUGAACAUGGUGGCAGACGACGCGGAGCUUGCUUUCCUUUCAGCGUGCCAGACCGCCGUGGGCGAGUACGAUAAUCCCGAGGAGUCUGCACAUCUCGCGGCGGGGAUGCUCGCAGUGGGCUUCAAGGGUGUUGUGGCGACAACGUGGUCAAUCUUGGACGAUGACGCGCCGCUUGUCGUCGAAACCUUCUACAGGGAGUUGCUUGCCAUGCGCAGCGCAGGUGCGGUCCAGAGAGGGGAGACCGGUGCGGCCUACGCGCUCCAUGAAGCAACGCGGCGUUUGAGGGAGGAGGUUGGCGAGAAUAACUUCGCACGCUGGGUCCCUUUCGUGCAUUUUGGUGUCUGA
This is a messenger RNA of Peniophora sp. CBMAI 1063, 3624 nucleotides long. Lineage: Eukaryota; Fungi; Basidiomycota; Agaricomycetes; Russulales; Peniophoraceae. The record is from the annotation of a GenBank genome assembly.